UUCCGCACUCAGCAAACACGCAGCUUGCUCUCGGCAUGCACCUCGCAUAUCUCAUCCUCACCGUCUUCCUGGCCCAGCUCCUGGGUGCCACGGGGCAGGACACGGUCACCCAGGAAGAUGGAGCAGUCACUGUGAAGCAGGGACAGCCCUUCCACACCACCUGCAAAUACCAGAGCAGUAUUUUCAGGGGAUUGCUCUGGUACCAGCUGCAGAGAGGCCAAGCCCCACAGCUGGUCUCAUAUCAAUCAGGGAGUGGCCCCAGGCACAGCGGCCGUAUCAGCACGCACCUGAACACCACGGGCAAAUACAGUGUCCUGCAGCUGGAGGAAGUGGAGCUCUCUGACAGUGCCUUGUACCUCUGUGCUCUGCAAGACACUUCAGGCUCUGGCUACGGCAAGCUGACCUUUGGCUCAGGGACCAGGCUGUCCAUCCAGCCCAAAGUUACUCCAUCUCCCUCAGUCUACAGGCUAACCUCCAAAGAUGACCAGGGUCUGGAAAUGUGCCUUAUCACAGAUUACUCUCCUGAGAAGCUCACUCUGAACACGGCUGAGCAGCACACGUCUGCUGUUGUGGAGGUGGCAACCAUGGAGAACAGCCAGGAGUCCAGCUACCUGUCCACCUACUGGGCCAAGAGAGAUGAGCUGCACUGUGGUGCCAGCCACGAGGGCUUUGGAGAGCUGGAGGGCGAGGACCCUGAGAGUGGUGCCAGCGCUGUCUGUGUCACAGGGCUGUCCCUACACUUCAGGACAGAUGAACACUUGAACACAAUGUCUUUGUCACAGCUGGGCCUCAAAAUCGUUCUAAUGAAAGCAAUCAUUUUUAAUGUGCUGAUGACGAUGCUUAUGUGGAAGAAAAAAAAGGACUGAGAGUAACCAGGUGGUGCAGUCCAAACCCAUCUGCUUUGAGAGAUCAUCGUGAGCAAGAGGGAGCUCAGGGAUUAUUCUUUGUGCAAGGGACAUCCCUUGCUGCUCUUACACACCACACCAGCCAUUAUAGUCUAAAUUGCUUUAUUUGCAUUGCUAUAAAACUCCUCAAAAUGAAACAUUUCCAGCAUUCUGCCCUCCAGAUGUCUGGGCCAUUUACCAUACAGUGUCUCUUUUGCAUGAAGCAGACUUUGCUAUAAUUAUACAUUGCCAAGUUGUUACUUGCAUUAAAAUGACAACUUCUGCCUGGAGCAGUGCUGUGUGUUAAAAACUGCCAGCUAAAUAUCAUCUGAAUGGGAAUUUUUCCUAUUUUGGUAGCUUUAGGGUAUUCAUAUCUCUUAGGGUGCACCCCCAGAAACCUUUUCAGGUGCAAAUGAAACACUUUGAAAAGCAAAGGGAGUCUGACUCAAGAUGCACUGUCCUGCCACCCUUUGCUAGAUUAGAGCAAGAUAUCCCAUUUUUUCCCUAAAGGAUGAGCUGCAUGUCUCCCAGAAGUCCCAAAUUCAGUGAAAUUCUCACUUCAAUAUCACAUAAAAUAAAUAUAAAAAAAAAAAUUUAAGUCUAUCUGACCAUAACACCUUCUUAAUUUAAACCAGUUUAAGAUUUGGUUUUGUGUUUAGUAAAAAUACAAACCACUUUUGUUCUUUUUGUUUACUUCUAACAACCUGAGAUCUCCCAAGUUCUUUUUUGUAACAAUUGCAUAAAAAUGUACUGAAAUAUUUACCUGUCCAUGUGUGCCCACCUUGGAAAAGUGCUUGCCUGUGGCAUCUGCAUGCUGCUAAUUCAUGAACUGUGCUGCCACCCCCAAGAUGUCUUGGCAUUUCUUUAGGCUGUUAUUAAACAAUUCUUACAAAA
Vidua chalybeata is the source of this 1778-nucleotide messenger RNA. Its product is annotated as M1-specific T cell receptor alpha chain-like. The record is from RefSeq and is a predicted model, not a curated record. Lineage: Eukaryota; Metazoa; Chordata; Aves; Passeriformes; Viduidae. Bases 36 to 866 code for a protein of 276 amino acids. The transcript is spliced from 7 exons. Gene Ontology annotation, molecular function: peptide antigen binding.